UGGCCGAGCUACCAGAUGACCAGGUCCUUCUCCCCAGCUCAUCACACGGUCAAGCGGGGAACGAGAAACAAAUUUGAACGAUACUUGUAUAAAUAUUUAAACGAGAGAAAGUGUACCAAUAUUGUUUUUGCCUUUUGGACGCCAUAUAAGGAUAAGCAUCAUGAGAAGAAUUAG
Bipolaris victoriae FI3 is the source of this 174-nucleotide messenger RNA. RefSeq lists its product as hypothetical. The transcript has a single exon. The record is from RefSeq and is a predicted model, not a curated record. Lineage: Eukaryota; Fungi; Ascomycota; Dothideomycetes; Pleosporales; Pleosporaceae. The annotation marks the transcript as partial.